Molecule: messenger RNA, 712 nt
Organism: Umbelopsis ramanniana AG
Lineage: Eukaryota; Fungi; Mucoromycota; Umbelopsidomycetes; Umbelopsidales; Umbelopsidaceae
Exons: 1
Coding region: 66-611 (181 amino acids)
Source: RefSeq, a predicted model, not a curated record
ACUGUGCCAUGUUUGAGCUGUGACGGGGCAGAUGGUGCAUCCAGUGUCUGGACUGUUUGCAGUCAAUGCUGCGAGAUAAGCAUACGCACAUUGUUAAACAUUGCAAGUCAAUGGUGGUGGUGCUCUUAGCCAUCCCAGUUUGGGAGCAUGCGUCCAUCCAUGCAACUUUUCACGCGGUCACACUGAAUGCAGACAUUUACAUUGACAAGUUUGGUUCUCAACCAUCAUACCAUUGGAAAACCUUGUUUAACCAAUUCGAGCUGGGCAUAGUAUCAGCCCAGCUCGGAGGAAAUCCACAAACAAAUAAUGCAAAUCAUUCAAACACAUUGUUGUUUUUGGGAUGUCAUGUCCAAAAAAAAAGACCACCGAGUUUAUUUAAAAGGGCAAGCCGAGGAGGAAAAGACCUCCAAAGACGGGGCGGGCCGCCGGCGGGGAUGGAGGAGGCAGAGUCAGCCUACAGCACGCGGCAAAAGAAACCUCCAUCCCCACGGGCGACCCACCGUACGGAGACGUCGACCACACCGGAGAGGGAAAAGACCCAACGCACCCCUUUCGGGCGCGGGAAAGUGACUUUGAAAUCAAGCACGACCUCUAUGGGAACGAGUCAAUGAAAUAGAAACAUGACAACGGUAAGAUGGAAAAGCAUACGUACGAGAGGAAGCGAGUAAAUUGAAAUCGAGUAAAGAAAAAUCGAGCAGGGCGAAAUGGGGCC